Ylistrum balloti is the source of this 1835-nucleotide messenger RNA. Its product is annotated as very-long-chain enoyl-CoA reductase-like. Gene Ontology annotation, biological process: very long-chain fatty acid biosynthetic process. The transcript has 12 exons. Gene Ontology annotation, molecular function: oxidoreductase activity, acting on the CH-CH group of donors. The record is from RefSeq and is a predicted model, not a curated record. Lineage: Eukaryota; Metazoa; Mollusca; Bivalvia; Pectinida; Pectinidae. The coding region runs from base 54 to 965 and encodes 303 amino acids.
AACGCCGACGCCGGACAGGUGCUUGUAUUGGCUUGCAAACACUAAACAGAAUUAUGGAAAUAACAGUACUUCAUCCAAAGACGGGGAAAACCCUGGCAACAUUAACAAAUGUUUCCACUGGAUCCAGUAUAGCAGAUGUCAAAAAAGAGUAUGAAAAGAAAUUUCCAAAAUAUUACCCAACAAGACAGGCAUUUAAAAGUGAUCCAAAGGGAAAGACACUGAAGGAUGACAUUAAGUUAGACAGUAUAGAUUUUACUAAAAAAGGAACCUUAUACUUCAAGGACCUUGGGCCUCAGGUGGGCUGGACAACUGUGUUCCUGACAGAAUACUCCGGUCCUCUCAUCACCUACCUCAUCUUUUAUGCCCGUCCCUUCAUUAUAUAUGGAGCAGCUGCCUCUACUCCAAGAUCAUGGCAAGUCAAUCUGGCCACUGCCUGUUUCUCAUUCCACUACAUUAAGCGCCUCCUGGAGACUGUGUUUGUCCAUCGAUUCUCAAAUGCAACCAUGCCGAUCAUGAACAUUUUCAAGAACAGCACCUACUACUGGGGAUUUGCAGCCAUGAUAGGCUACUUCGUCAAUCAUCCUCUCUACACCCCACCAACCUACGGUGAUGCCCAGGUGUUUGCUGGACUCGCUGGCUUCAUUUUCGGUGAGCUAGGAAAUUUCUCCAUACACAUGGCCUUUAGAAGCCUCAGACCUGCAGGGACAAAGGAGAGGCGUAUCCCUCGGCCGACCUCUAACCCCUUCACUGUCAUGUUUAAUUUCGUGUCGUGCCCUAACUACACUUAUGAGGUGAUGGCAUGGGUCAGUUUUAGUGUGAUGACUCAGUGUUUACCUGCCCUACUGUUCACGUCCUGUGGAUUUUAUCAGAUGGCAGUGUGGGCGCUUGGUAAACACCGUAAUUAUAAAAAGGAAUUCAAAGAUUAUCCGCGAAACAGAAAGAGCAUUGUUCCAUUCUUGUUGUAAAUAACAACACAGUAAUUAUUUGAUGAAGAUUGUGAUUCCAAGUAUUCCUAAGUAUUUGGAAGUAUUAGUAUUCUUUUAAGAAAUCUUUGUAACACUGUGUAAGCAUCUCUUUAUUAAUUAAUGUCACAAUCAUUUAAUGAGGUAGUGUUUUUAUUAUGACUUAUUACAUUUCUCAAGUUGACAAUCAUUUGACAAUUUCUGGAACUUCAUCAGUUAUCAUUUUUAUCAACGUCCAUCAUACCAGAGAGUAAGGCUGGAAAUGGAAAUUGUGUUAAUCUUAUGUUCAUGUUAAGUGAGCUACAUUUUCAUACAGCUAUGUAGACUGUUGUUUCUGUAUAGAGCGAGCUACAUUUUUAUACAGCUAUGUAGACUUAUGCUUUGGUAAGAGGGAGCUACAUUUUUAUACAGCUAUGUGGACUGUUGUUUCUGUAUGGGUGAGCUACAUUAUUAUACAGCUAUGUAGACUUUUGUUGCUGUAUAAGUGAGAUUCAUUGCUAUACAGCUUUGUAAUUUGGUACCAUUUUAUAAAAGUGAUCUACAUUUUCUGCAAAAGUGAAUUGCAGUUCUAAAUCAUAGCUUAUACGUUUUUCGAUAAAGACCAAGAAUGUAUUAUUACUUGUACCGACAAUGAGGUGCUUGUCAGGUUUUUUACUAACACUGAGUACUUAAUUUUAAUGUCAGUUUUAAAUUUUCUUGGGAUCAUUUCUCAUUUCAAUGUUUUUUUUAAAUUCUAGAUUAAUUUUUAUCAAGUGUGAUUCAAAUUUGUCCAAUAUUACUAGUUAUUUUGUUAAGUAAUAAUCACAUGUUUGAGAACUGUUCUUACAGUUAACAUUGUAAUAUUUCCAAAUACACAUUAUUUUAUUGUAUCUG